CCACCUUUUCCGGCCACAGAAGGGAUGUUCAUGAUAGGUUGCAGCAGAUGCAACUUAUGAUUCCUACUCCAAAUGAACAUUGAACACAGUUCGUAGUAAUCGAUUAAAAUUUCCACUAUCAUGAAAAAACAUUUCAGAACAAGUCACGGCUUUUGUCUUCCAACUUCUAGGAAAGUUAUUUGGAAGAAACUCUGUGUAGUGUGUAAUUCACCAGGGCCCGAUCAAUCAUGCCAAAAUUUUGAGAAAAUCAUACAGUUUAGAUAUGUGCAAAUCUUGAUUCUGAUGCUGUUUCAAAAACCCUUUACUUUCACUGAUCUGAUGGGACUGACUUUAUCUUCUUCUUGGUCCUCCCCCAAAUGAAGUGGCUGGGCUACAAAAGCCUACAAGGUUCAAAGGGACCUGAAAAAACCUUGUCAGCUGUUCUGUCUUGUCAAAGUUUUCAUGCUACCAUUACAGCCCAAGUGUUUUAGAUUAGUGAUUGGCGUGAUUGUGGUACCUUAUACAUUGAUUUUCACAUACUAUAAAAAUUAGAAUUGCAGUAUCGUCUCUCAUUACCGUUACAUAACAAAACCGCUAAUGCGUGGAACAUUAGAAGUUCUAAAUUAAGAUAAUUAUACUAGGGAACUUUCAAAAACUUUUGAUUUUGUCCUUCUCAACUGCUAGAACCCGACACUUGAAUGUGUGAUUAAUUUGGUAAUUUUGUCGUCCAUGGUGUGAUUAGCACCUAAUUUUGUUGUAUACUAUACCAUACAUUUUCACAACUUUACACAAGCACAUCAUCAUGGUUUGAUAAAGAUGCUUGAACUUUCAGCUUUCUGUUUUUUUGGACCCUUGUCAUUUAACCAACUCACUGUUUGGCAAAUUGGCUAUGAUGAGUCCCCCAAACUCACUAUUCUUGUUCCUUCCUCCAAAGGGCAACUAUUUAUCCUUUCAAAAAUUUAACAGCGUACAUAUAUAUGAAUGAUUCCUCCUACCCUACAAAAAAUAAAUAGAAAGAAAGAAGGGGAAAAGAAGAAGUUGAAUUUUGCAAUAUGUUGUUGUUGUUGUUAUUCACACUCCCUCCACACGCGUGGGUAUUUAAGCAGACCUCAAGUUGUUGUUCUCUUUUCAUUUUAAUUGCAAUUGGAGCUUAAAUAGCUUUUGUUUGCUGCUCUGAGUCAGUUUCUCUGUGUCUUUUUGGACAAUGGAUGCUGGUGGACUUCCCAUGAUGAACUGUCUCUUACAGCACACUCUCAGAAGCUUAUGUAAUCCUACGACUAAUUCAUCAGAUUCUUCUUCCAACUCUUCUUCUUCUUCUUCCAGUUCUUCUUCUAAGUGGGUAUAUUCUGUUUUCUGGAGGAUCCUUCCAAGGAAUUAUCCUCCUCCAAAGUGGGAUCAUGGAGGAAGCAUACUUGAUCGGGCUAAAGGAAACAAAAGGAACUGGAUACUUGUUUGGGAAGAUGGGUUCUGUGAUUUUUGUGAAUGUGAACGGGCUGGAAGUGGAUAUGUAAAAGGAAGGUUUGGAGCUGAUAUUUUCUUCAAAAUGUCUCAUGAAGUUUAUAACUUUGGAGAAGGAUUGGUGGGGAAAGUUGCUUCAGAUAAUAGUCACAAAUGGGUAUACAGAGAUUGUCAAAAUGAAAAUGACCCAAACUUCGUUCCUUCUUGGAGUGUUUCUAUUGAUCCACAACCCAGAGCAUGGGACGCUCAAUUCAGUUCUGGCAUUCAGACAAUUGCAGUUAUAGCAGUAAGAGAAGGCUUAAUUCAACUAGGCUCUUUUCAUAAGGUAAAUGAAGAUCUUAACUUGGUAAUAAGCAUCCAGAGGAAAUUCAGUUACUUGCAAAGCAUACCAGGAAUCUAUGCUAUACAAAGACCAUAUUUACCAAUCCAGCAGAACACACAUACAUUCAGGACCAACCUAAAUGCAACCCAAAUCGCCAUUGAAGCCAAUGAAACAGCGGCUUUUGGAGCUGAGGUUGAUGAUAAACGCCAACUGAUUGGAUCAAAAAGACUUUAUUGUGAUAGACCAGAUGAUUUUUGCCAAGUCAAUAAGUCUAUCAACUUAGGGUACCACCACAGCCCAUAUACUGGCAUCAGUAAUACUACCACUGGACCACCACCACCAGCCUUAUGGUCCAUUCCACCUCUUUUGCCUUCUACAGCUUGCAAUCCUGCCGGAUCAACUUACACUACCAAGAUUCCUUCCAUUUCGCAAUCGUAUAACGCCAUUGAUGCUAAUGAAAAUGCAAGGUUAGAGAAAGAAAAGCCCGGCAUGAAAACUUCCGGGCAGGUUGUUAAUGUCAAUGUUAGUGAAUGCGCCGCGGGUUUAGAAGCUCGAAAAAUCGAUGCUAAAAUGGAGAGUUCUUGUGCAUUAGAGGCAACUCAAGAAGCCAAACCAACAGGAUCAUUAAGCCAUAGUUUAGGAGUCGAAUGUAGGUUGCCGAAACGGACGUUCAGAAUGCAAUCAGAAGAAGAGAGUGCUUUGAACCUCAAUUGAGAGUAUACAGUAUAUAUAAUGCUCAUUCAUUGUUAUCUAUAAUGAUAUCAAGAAAGUCUUAUGCUAAGUGCAAUGCGUAUAUCUUACCUAGUUGAUAAGUUGAAUGUAUAUGCAAUAAUCCAUUUGCAUUCCAAACAUAAAAAAAGAUGAUCUUUUGAGUAACAACUACAGUUGUGCUCAAAUUCUUGAUCAAAAUUUAUUUUCCUAUUAGUCGCGUUAACAUCUUAAUUCAAGGUGUCAAAGUGUCCAUUCGUUAUAAGUUAUUUUGUCUCGUCAAAAAACAAUAAUCAUGUUUACAAUGAGACAAGGGAAACACGUACUGUACUAAGUUGUGAUUUGAAUCUGCAUGUGAUUAUGUAAGACAAAUGCACAUAUAACUAACAUUAAUGAGGAAUCUAAUAUAUUGGGUCAGAAGAUUUAGAGUUGAUUGAUAUAUGCCGCGAUAGGAACGAGGAUGAUAUUGUCUUAUUGUACGAAACUGGUUUAGAAAUGAACAAAUACAGAAGAAGCUGAAUUUAAUGGAGUUGGGGCCAAUUGGAAAUAUCUUGUAGUUUUUUUCAACACAAACACUAUUUAGAAUUAGUAUUAAAAAUCUUCUUUACUGUUGCCGUACCCUAAACUCUGCCAAAAAAAAGAAGAAGAAGAAGA
This is a messenger RNA of Oldenlandia corymbosa var. corymbosa, 3121 nucleotides long. NCBI's taxonomy places the organism in Eukaryota, Viridiplantae, Streptophyta, Magnoliopsida, Gentianales, Rubiaceae. The record is from the annotation of a GenBank genome assembly.